AUGUUUCGUGAUUACAUCUGUGUACAUAAUUCAUGUCUUGACCAAGUGUACAAAUAUCCAUUAGAAAAAUUGGGUAUACUUACUUCAACAGAAAUAAAUAAUCUGUUCUAUUCAAUUGAAGCUAUUAUACCAGUUUUUGAAGGAUUAGCAAAUAGUCUUUCAUCAGAAGUGAAUAAAUAUUUCAGCAUACCAUGCAUAGGAAUGAUCUUAUAUCUGUGGUUGGGUCUUGAAGUAAUAACAAAGCCACAACCUGAUUACCUUAAUUAUGGACGUAAAUGUUAUCCGUAUCCAACACAGAAUUAUGUUCAGUCUAUCUGUGAGAGUUACAUUGAGAUGAUGCCUUCAUCAAUAAAACUUCUCUUGGAUUAUUCAGCCCACUUAUAUGAAGCACGUAAAUAUUUUGAGGCUUUACGCGAACAAAAGCCUGCUUUUACUGAUUUUCUUUCACGUUGUUCACAUACACAUUUCAGUAAACGUUUGGAUUUGUGGCAUUUCUUGGAAUGUCCCAAAAGCAGACUGACUAGGUAUCCUUUAUUACUGAAUCGACUGAUCGAAUUGACACCUUCAACCGAUCCAGAACUCAGUCAUUUACUCGUUGUCCGGUCUGCCUUCACCUUUAUAAUUGACGAGUUAAACCGUCGAGUUGGUGAAGCUAUGCGUAAUUUGUACUUAAAAUGCAUAGGAUUCCACGGCAACUUAGAAUUACAGUACAAAGAUAUGGUAUGUCAUCAGAAAUCACUGUUAUUGAAAGGCAAUCUGCAUACUGAUAUUGGGGAAGUAACCGUUUUUGUUUUUCCUCAAUUAAUGCUUAUAACAAUAAGUUCUGAACCCGAUAAUAAUAGUCGCUUAAUAUCACGUUGCUAUUAUGGCAAAUUAUCACGUCAAAUCACCAAGCCGCAUAUUACUACUUCAUCUAAAAACUCACCGACUUCACUUGUCUCUCCACUACCGUCUAUAAUAUGCUCUGCGAGUACACGAGUUUAUAGUCACCGAUGGUCUUUGUUAUCCAUUUUAAGGACUCGUUCACCAUCUGAUUCGGGAAAUGCUACCCAUAUAUCUUUUAACUCAGGAAAUCGACCUUCCAAGUAUGCACGAUUAUUUCGACGUUUAUCUUCAAUUAUGACAUCAUCGUCGACAAAGUUGGACAUUUCCAGACCUACAGAAACAACGUCUUUCACACCAGCCGAUGAAACUGUCAGUCUUGAACGAUUUCGUAUUUGCUAUCCGCCUUUAAUAUUAAAAGAUUAUGUUUUGGAAGAUAUAAGUGAUGAUAGUAUUCCUUCAACUAUAUUGAAAUUUCCUUUUUCCACAGAAAAAGCUCAUCAAAAUUUAUUCAAACUCUCUCCUUAUGAACAUAGUGUAAAACGAAAAUCUGGAAGAACUUCAACCAAACAAUCCGAUUUAUUACAUUCACACGAAAAGGUUAUAUCAAGAACAUCUCGUGAAACAACAUGGUUUUCUUCGUCAUCGUUGAUUAGUAGUAGGACUUCAUCGUUGUUACGAAAAUCUCGAAAAACAAUAUCUAGAGAGUUUCUGUUUAAAGCAUCUAGUCUGCAGGAUAAAAAAUUUUGGAUAACUACACUGACACCACUUGUUCACAGUUAUUAUCAAAGGGAAUCAUGCAAUGACUUGGUUUUAGUUUAA
Schistosoma intercalatum is the source of this 1644-nucleotide messenger RNA. The record is from the annotation of a GenBank genome assembly. NCBI's taxonomy places the organism in Eukaryota, Metazoa, Platyhelminthes, Trematoda, Strigeidida, Schistosomatidae.